UUCAUGUUUCUCAUCGUUUCUGACAAACAAAAACAGCUGACCGACCUGGUUGUGGUGCUCCGUAAAUUAAUAAAAAUGCCUUUUAUAUUUUCAAUUGCUUGCUUUGAAGCAAAACGAAGGCAGAAAUUGCGCGAUUUACGAAGAUCAAGACAUCUUAGAUGCAACACCAGCGUACUUAGCAUGUCUGACGAACGGUUUGUGAAGUCAUUUCGGAUCGACAAACAUACUUUCAAAAUGAUUUUGGAGAAAGUUAAACUCCAUCUGCGUGCUUCCUCAACGCUAUCACACUCUACGCAAUUGGCUGCAGUAAUGCGAUACCUCGCCACUGGCUGCCACCAGUGGGUGGUGGCUAAGGACCACCAUAUAAAUGUUGGAAGAAGUACAUUUGGAAAGAUUAUUCACAGGUUUAUUCCCUUGAUGCAGAAUCUGCUAUGUGGUGAUGGAAUUUCGUUGCAUAUGGAUAAUCAUCAAGUGCAACAAUCCCAUGAUUAUUUCCUUGCGAAAUUUCAAUUGCCUCGAAUUUUUGCCUGUGUGGAUGGAACUCACUUCAGAAUACUAAAGCCUGUACAAAACCACUUCGUGUUCUACAAUAGCAAAGGAUUUUAUAGCAUGAAUGCCAUGGUUCUGUGCAACUACAACAUGGAGAUCUUAGCUAUUGAUGCCACUCAUCCCGGUUCCUGCAAUGACUCCUUCAUUUGGAACUACUCUUCUGCUAAAGAAUAUUUGUCCAAGAACUUCAACGAUAAAUUUGUUUUGGCUGAUUCGGGUUACGCUCUAGAGACUUUUGUUCUGACUCCCUAUAAGAGCGCCGAAAUAGGCACUCAUCAGCACAGAUUCAACGUAAAGCAUUCUGAGGCACUACAAAUCAUGGGACGCACAAUUGGAGAACUCAAAAGCCGAUUCCGUUGCUUGCAACGCACUUUGACUUAUCAGCCAAUAUUUUGUUGCCAAAUUAUAAAUGUGUGCUGUGCCCUUCACAACAUUUGCAGAAGACGUAAUGUCCCUAUCGGGGAGAAUAUUGGAUUUGUCGACCACCAGGACACCGAAACAACAGAAAAUGAAUUCGAAGAAACUGAAUUUGAAGAAACUGAAGAUACUGAAUGCCCUCUACGCGACGAAAUAGCUCUGGCUAUUCCUCAUUAAAAUAAUUUUUUUUAAACAUGUUUUAAUUUAUUUAAAUUUAAGCUGUUUUUCAUUACAAUUUUAAUUUGGCUAAAAUUAAGUAGGAGCAACUACUCCUUUCCCCAUUUAAAAAAUCCCAAACAACUUCGCCAUAUCCUUCUCCAAUUCUCCAAUCACAUGCUGGGCGUAGCUUGGACUUCUGAACUAUUUUUGGUCGCCAUCCACAAAAUUUCUUACCAAUAAAUAACCGGUGAUUGUA
Drosophila pseudoobscura is the source of this 1381-nucleotide messenger RNA. RefSeq names its product putative nuclease HARBI1. The transcript is spliced from 2 exons. The record is from RefSeq and is a predicted model, not a curated record. NCBI's taxonomy places the organism in Eukaryota, Metazoa, Arthropoda, Insecta, Diptera, Drosophilidae. Bases 4 to 1143 code for a protein of 379 amino acids.